CGUGCAGGCAGGCAGGAGGAAGCUGUGUGGGCCGCCGCAGGGAGGGACCGAAGCACAGAGACACGACCGCCGGGCGGGCUGCGGUGGUGGUCAGACACCGGUUAUCUGUCGACCAGAGGCGGCUGGCUCUCUCCCGGAGCUCGGUGUCGGAGAGUGAAUGAGGUUGAUGCUGCUCUGCUGCACCUGGAAGGACGAACGCAUGGGAGAGGAGGAAGCAGGAGGAAGUUUGCCCGUCUGUGCGGGAUGCAAACAGAGGAUCUACGAUGAGCAGUACCUGCAGGCCCUCAACGCUGACUGGCACACCGUCUGCUUCAGGUGUUGUGAGUGCAGCGCAUCGCUGUCCCACUGGUAUUAUGAAAAAGAUGGACGACUCUUCUGCAAGAAGGACUAUUGGGCCAAAUUCGGGGAGCUGUGCCACGGCUGCAACGACCCGAUCACCACCGGCCUCAUCAUGGUCGCAGGGGAACAGAAAUAUCACCCAGAAUGCUUCACCUGUUUGAACUGCAGGGCAUUCAUCGGCGAUGGAGACACAUACGCUCUGGUGGAGAGAUCCAAACUCUACUGCGGUCACUGUUACUAUCAGACCAUCGUCACUCCGGUGUCGUUGCCGGACUCGCCAUGCUCACGGAUCCCACACACAGUCACACUUGUGUCCAUCCCAGCAACCGCAGAGGGCAACAACGGGCGCAGAGGGCGAGGUUUCUCUGUGGCCAUAGACCAGCCGCUCAGCCCGACCAACGGCUACAGCCCCGAUCACGGACACACUGUCAGAGUCUCCCAGGUGGACGCAGACUGCAUCAGUCCAGACGUGAAAAACUCAAUUCAUGUUGGAGAUAGGAUCCUUGAAAUCAAUGGGACGCCCAUUCACAAUGUCCCCCUGGAUGAGAUCGACCUGCUGAUCCAGGAGACGAGUCGACUGCUGCAGCUCACCAUCGAACACGACCCUCACAGUCUGGAGCAGGAGGGAGGCUCCUCAGGGGCUGAAGAGCAAGUGGACGGGCCCCUGUCGACCCCUCUGUCAGAAGGUCCCAGCCCCAUCCUGCCCAUCACUCAACCCCCGAACCCUGAUAUCAACAGUCUUAGAUCCCGCAUCAUCACGAGGAGCUACAGCAUUGAUAAGUCACCAGGCUCCAGCACCGCGGCGUCCCCCAUCUCCCAGAGGAAGGACAUUAAUCGAUCAGAGUCGCUCCGCGUCGUGUCCAAUCAGACGCACCGCAUCUUCCGCCCGUCUGACCUCAUCCAUGGGGAGGUGCUGGGGAAGGGCUGCUUUGGACAGGCCAUCAAGGUGACGCACAGGGAGACGGGGGAGGUAAUGGUGAUGAAGGAGUUGAUUCGCUUUGACGACGAGACACAGAGAACAUUCCUGAAAGAGGUGAAGGUCAUGCGUUGCUUGGAUCACCCCAACGUGCUCAAGUUCAUCGGCGUCCUCUACAAGGACAAGAGACUGAACUUCAUCGCAGAGUACAUAAAGGGAGGCACCUUGAGGGAGAUCAUCAAGAAAAUGGACAGCAACUAUCCCUGGAACCAACGGGUCAGUUUUGCGAAGGACAUAGCUGCUGGGAUGACAUAUCUGCAUUCCAUGAACAUAAUCCACCGAGACCUGAACUCACACAACUGUCUAGUCCGAGAGAACAACACAGUGGUGGUUGCAGACUUCGGACUGGCUCGGCUCAUGGUGGACGACAAGCACGAGGAGAAGUUGUCGCAGGGUAAACUGCCCGGCCUGAAGAAGCCUGACCGCAGAAAGAGGUACACAGUGGUGGGAAACCCCUACUGGAUGGCUCCUGAGAUGAUCCACGGAAAGAGCUACGAUGAGAGAGUAGACAUCUUCUCCUUUGGUAUCAUGCUCUGUGAGAUAAUUGGCAGGGUGAAUGCAGACCCAGACUACCUCCCCAGGGCGAUGGACUUCGGACUGAACGUGUCUGGUUUCCUGGAGCACUUCUGUCCCCCUGAUUGUCCCCCUGCCUUCUUCCCUAUGGCAGCUGUGUGCUGUGACCUUGAUGCAGACAAACGGCCUGCUUUCUCCAAACUCGAGGAGUGGCUAGAGAACCUGAAGAUGCACUUGGACAUCGGUCUACCCCUGGUGUCUGAAGUGGACCAACUGCACAAGGCCUUCUGGGGGAAUCACAGCAUCGCACGCCCUGAAAACGGCCUGCACACUCACCCCGAGCAGCCGGAGUAAGGCUUAACACGACUGGAGGAGUGGGAAGUUAAGAGUUUACCCCACACAGGCAGCGAUCGCCAGCCGCGAGCAGUGCAGUGGCUGGAGGCGUCGUGUAAAUAGUCCUCAGUGUUUGAAGCUGCAGGCGUCGGCUGGCUCAGGCUUAAUGAGUAGACUCAGGGGGAAAAUGUGGAUCUGAAAAGCCACCUGUGCAAAACGCACACACACUUACAUUCAAAGUCAAAUCAAGAGACAUUAACUACAACAGCUUGAUUCUGCUGCACCCGAAGCUAAAGUAGAACAUGUUAUAUGCAAUCAGACCCAACUCUAGAAUCAUGACUCAACUCUUGAAUUGCGUAGAUUUAACGUUCGUGGUCAUACCAUUCAAAAAUACUUACUGUACUUACUGUAGUGUGAAUAUUCAUGUGAACAGACCUUCAGCCUCCUUACUUUGGGCCUCUACAGAGUACAUUGUGCUGUAUGUAUUUGCAGGUGUUUCUGUGUGAGUUUGGUUUGAUUUUGCUUUUGGUUUGGAUAUCAACACUGAACUUGCAAAGGAGAGGGGCUCGUCUGUCGCUUAAAGUGGAAAAAGACAAUUCUUCAACUUUUCCACCUCUUAUGUUUCCAACUGGCAUUAGUGUUGGCGCCACUGUCACAAAGUCAGCUGGAUCGUUUUUUUGUUUUCUGCAGAGCCUAGCAACAGCCAGUAACACAAGAAUCAAAGUUAUGUUUUUCAAAGUUAUGCCCGAGCCACACUGCCUGCGUGAGCAGCUCGUGAUGGUUACCUUGCUGAACUGCUGUGAGUUGCACGCAUGUGGUGUUCACAUAGACAGCGUUGCUGCUGUGGUGCUGCUGCAGAGCCGUCUGUCAGCCCUAUCUUUCCUCAUUGAGUUUUUAUUUGAUAAUGGCUGCUAUGACUAUUGUAUGUCCACAUUUUUAAGCCAGUACUCCACUAAUCUAUGGAGCCGUGCAAGGCACCGUAGACAAUACAACAGGGUGUUCAACCAACCACCGUUUGUGUAUAAAAUAAAUGCUACAUUUUGUUGUGGCUGAAGGCAGCCCUGUUAACACAAACGCCAAAAAUAGAACCCCAAGAGAUUUUGCGACGCACAUGAGCUGCUCGUGCAAGCAGUGUGGCCCAGACGUUACUUUGGUUGUACCAUCUUCUGCUGUUUCUGCUACUGGGGAUGGUAACUGUAAAGAACUUACACUGAUACCCUUUGGUAACUGGGGGAUGCUAGGAGGGAAAACAAAAAUGCUACUCUCGUCCUGUUUUGGUCGCACAGUGGUUGAGGCAAUUCCCUUGUGCCGUAAAUCGAGCCUUCAUUUUCCCAGGAGAUUGUAAGUGAGGCUUGUAGGCAACUAAUCUUAACGCUGAUGAUGUCAUUGUUCUAUAGCCAUUACAUUGCAACUCACAAUAAGUCAAAGCAAAAAAAAACUGUAUUUCCACUUUAAGACACAAAGAUAUAGAUCAUCUUGCUGUCCACUUGUACAAGUCAAACAAAACCUUUCAAGCUUUAAGUAGUUCACUGCAGAGUGCAUGAGUGUAAAUAAUGCUGUCAGGUCACAUCCUUGUUCACCGUGUCCCUGCGACCUCCUCUGGUCUGCGGCCCCUCUCCCUCAUUUAUUGUGUAGCACUGACUUAACAUUGAGGUACACAUCUUUUGCGUAAAUUUGGUACCAAUUUUAAGAGCUUAUGGCAUUUAUAUUGACGUGACAUCUUAUACAUUCAAACACAUACCGGUGUACGUAGCUGGUGACAUUGUAAAUGUUUUAAAUAUUGUAAAUGUACAGACAUAUUUUAUAUACGUAUGCUACAUUGCCAUAUUUUUAUUGGCCGACCAGUUGAAAUUAAGGAGAGUUCAAGUUUGACUGCAGUCAAUAGGGCACAGCUGAAAGCUUUAUUGUUUUUUUUAUUCUACAUUUCCACCACUGUGGCAGAUUAGAGGCUUUUAGCAUCUGAGAUAAGAAUCUUAUCACCACAAAAUAUUUCCUACUCUCAGUUUGUGCUCAGUAAAUGUUACAUUCUGUCAUUUCCCUCCAUCAAAAAAGUAUUUCCAACAUUUGAUCUUGGAGUUUUAUGUAUCCAAAGAGGUGUGCUGGAGUAAAUAAUACUGGAUGAUUUAAUCACGUCAAACAUGCUGAACUAAAUCGGCAUAUUAACUCUAAUUAUGUGUGAUCUGAGAAUUUUGAGGGUGAGCAAUCUGUCAGUUAUUCACUCUCAUCUCUUGUACUGUACAUUAGUUCAGGUGUGGGGAUAAUAUCACCAGGUACUGCCUCAUCAUGUCGGCUGUCUGUCCACAUAUUUGUCUCUCCUCCUGUGGAUGACCCACUGUUUGUUUACAUGUAAAUGCUAGCUGUAAAUAUCACUGUAAAUCUAUAUAUAUAUAUGAAUAUGUGUAUAACCGUCUGUCCAUGCAUCUGUCUGCGUGCAUUGCAUAAAUAUGCGCACUCCUCAGAAAUAAUUUCUUCCACUGUCAAAUUUCUCUCUCGCACCUUCUAACAUGAAUUUUCUGUCUCUAAUCCAAUUUUGUUGUUUAACUUCCUGCCGUCGUUUUCACAAGCUGCAUGAUGUUCUAGCUCUGCUCAGCUUCUAAACGAGCUAUUUUUGUCUCUAAAUGAUUUAAUUUUAAAGAAAAGAAUGAAAGACAAAAAAAGUCAAGCUGAAAAUGAAAUGAGAAAAAAAAAACACAGCAUCUGUUUUUUAUAUAUUUAAAACCACUGAAAUCUUUUUGUAUAGAUUUGAGUACUUUAAUUUGCACUAUAUUACCAAAUGGCUGGUUGAAGCCAUGUUUGUGGAUUUCCUCUCUUGGGCUACUUGUGAUAAGGAAAUAAAUUUUUGUCGGUUCAGGUUGAUAUAUGAAUGCAAGACACUGAUGGAGCCUUUCAACUGUAAAAAUGGGAUCUGGGGAAAUUAUCCUCUUGAUAGCAAACAUAUUCUGAUUAUUUAGAUGCAUUUUUGUGCAUUUUUCAACUUUUAAAUACUGACAGGAGCCUGUUUGGUCCUUAUGUGAGCUCAUAGUUAUUCAUCUAUAGAAAAAAAUUACUUUUAAAGAUUUGCAUUGAAAUGUCUUUGCUACCAGGAGGAUGUGAUGUCCCAGCUCUGCCUGCUGCCUACAGACCGGUCCUUUAUGAAUGAUGUCCUGUGUUGUUCCUGACUGCUUGGUUUCGUAUGUGAUGCCCACAGAGGCUGCACCCACUGCUGGUCUUUCUGAUAGUAGAGCACUUAAACUGGCCUGUCUCACCUCUCACCUCCUCAUCGCACUCUUUUGGCUCAGGGCCGUACUUUUCUGGAGCUUUCUUCACAAUUCAGUUAAUUCAGCAGCUUAAUAGGAAAUCACAGCAACAGUGAGACUCAAAGAGCAUGUAAUCUUCUGUAGAUGUAUAGACACAAAAUAUGCUUCUGUAAAACAAGCCCCUCCUGGUUGGCGUGUUCAUCCGUGGGCAUGUACUGUACAUGAGUGGCUUUGUUUCUGUCUCCAUUCCUGUCUGGGCCAUGUCGAGCAUGUUAGGUGUGUCUGUGAGGACGUGUUGAGGAAUCAAUGAGAAUGUCGCAGCACUUCUCUGCAAAGGAUCGUUACCUCUGAACAAUGCUGUGCCUUUGUUGUAAGCUAGCCUUGCCAACGACUCGAAAACGUAAACUGAUUUCCUUUUUUUUUAUGUAUCAUAAGUGCAAGCCUGAUUCAAGUGGAUUGAAUACCAUUGCUGAUGUUGUAUGAGAUUUCAUCUUGUUCUGUAUCAUAUUUAUAUUUUCCAGAUCUCCAUUGUUAGUUUUGAUAUUUUAAUAUUUCUUUUAUUGUGUGUUAUUUAAUUUUUUUACACAAGCUGUGAAAACAAUUCUGCACUUUAAUCCUGAACGUGAACAUUUAGACUCUGAGGAGGCGACUGUUUUUUUCCCCUUUUGUCACAGCUAAAAAUAAAACUGUUGCUUCUAAAACAAA
Molecule: messenger RNA, 6102 nt
Organism: Plectropomus leopardus (leopard coralgrouper)
Lineage: Eukaryota; Metazoa; Chordata; Actinopteri; Perciformes; Serranidae
Gene: limk1a
Product: LIM domain kinase 1a
Biological process (GO): protein phosphorylation; positive regulation of stress fiber assembly; actin cytoskeleton organization
Cellular component (GO): nucleus; cytoplasm; neuron projection
Molecular function (GO): protein serine/threonine kinase activity; ATP binding; protein binding
Source: RefSeq, a predicted model, not a curated record